CUGUAGCAUGUAUAUAAACUGUGAGCUCAUCAAAACUUUUUGCCAGUUCUCUCGUUAGACUAGGCAGGAGGAACAGGGGAUUAAGGAUGAAGAUCCUUUUUUUAGCCACCUUCACCAUUUUUUUGCUGUCUGCUUUUGAUCCAGCAGACUCUUCUGCUCAUUAUGACAAGAUUUUGUCCCAUAGUCGAAUCAGGGCACGUGAGCAGGGUCCAAAUGUCUGUGCCCUUCAGCAAGUUAUGGGCACCAAAAAGAAAUAUUUCAGCACCUGCAGAAACUGGUAUCAGGGAACUAUCUGUGGGAAGAAAGCAACUGUCUUGUAUGAAUGUUGCCCUGGCUACAUGAAGAUAGAUGGAAUGAGAGGUUGUCCGGCAGUUGCUCCUAUUGAUCAUGUUUAUGGUACCCUGGGCAUUGUGGGAGCAACCUCUACUCAACGGUAUUCUGACAUGUCAAAGCUGAGAGAAGAGAUUGAAGGACGGGGAUCUUUCACAUUCUUUUCACCAAGCAAUGAAGCUUGGGAGCUGUUGGAUCGAGAAAUUCAUAGUAAUUUAAUUGACAAUGUAAAUAUUGAACUGUACAAUGCCCUCCACAACCACAUGGUAAACAAGCGCAUGUUGACAAAGGACCUUAAGAAUGGCCUGACUCUUGUAUCCAUGUACAAUGAUCAGCAACUGCUUAUUAAUCAUUAUCCUAAUGGGGUUGUUACUGUUAACUGUGCCAGAAUCAUCCAUGGCAACCAGAUUGCUACAAACGGUGUCGUUCAUGUCAUUGACCGUGUCCUGACCCCUGUUGGAAAUACCAUUCAAGAGUUUCUUGAAGCUGAGGAUGAUGUCUCAUCUCUUAGAGCUGCUGCCAUUACAUCUGGUGUAUUGGACACACUUGGAAAGCCUGGUCAUUACACACUCUUUGCUCCUACUAAUGAAGCUUUUGAGAAACUUCCACGAGGAGUCUUGGAAAGGAUCAUGGGUGAUAAGGUGGCCUCUGAAGCUCUCAUGAAGUUCCAUAUUUUAAACACUCUUCAAUGCUCUGAAGCCAUUAUGGGUGGAGCAGUCUAUGAGACCUUGGAAGGGAGUACAAUUGAAGUAGGUUGUGAUGGUGAAAGCCUGACUGUAAAUGGAGUCGAGAUGACAAACCGCAAAGACAUUGUAACAAGCAACGGUGUUAUCCACCUCAUUGACCAUGUGCUGAUUCCUAACUCUGCCAAGCAAGUUAUUGAGCUUGCAGGUGACCAGCAGACCACCUUCACAGACCUUUUGGCACAGCUAGGAUUGACUUCUUCUCUAAGGCCAGAGGGACAAUACACUCUGCUGGCUCCUCUGAAUGGUGCUUUCUCUGAUGACACUUUGAGGAUGGACCUACGCCUUCUUAAACUGAUCAUGCAAAACCACAUUUUGAAAGUGAAAAUUGGCCUCAACGAACUCUAUAAUGGACAGAAGGUGGAGACCUUGGGAGGAAAACGACUCAGAAUCUUUGUAUACCGCACAGCUGUAUGUAUUGAAAAUUCAUGCAUGGUAAGAGGAAGCAAAGAGGGAAGGAAUGGUGUUAUUCACAUUUUCAGACAGAUCAUCAAACCAGCCGAAAAGUCACUGCGUGAAGUGUUGAAGAAUGAUAAACGCUUUAGCAUAUUCCUUAAUCUGGUGAAAGAUGCCGAUUUAGAUGAUGUUCUAUCACAACCUGGAGAAUGGACUUUGUUUGUCCCAACUAAUGAGGCCUUUAAAGGCUUGACGGAUGAGGAAAAGGAAAUACUGAGAAGCGACAAAAACGCUCUCAGGACUAUUCUUCUGUAUCACCUGACAAAAGGAAUUUAUAUUGGAAGUGGUUUUGAACCUGGUGUGACAAACAUUCUCAAAACUAUCCAAGGGAGCAAACUGUUCUUGAAAACAGUAAAUGACACACUUCUGGUGAAUGAAGUGAAAUCAAAAGAAUCUGAUCUCAUGGCAACUAAUGGUGUUAUUCAUGUUAUAGAUAAACUCUUGUAUCCAGUAGAUGUACCUGUUGGAAAUGAUCGGUUGCUCACCAUCCUUAAUAAGAUGAUUAAAUACAUUCAGAUUAAGUUUGUUCAUGGCAGCCACUUCCAAGAGAUCCCCCUGACAUUUUUCAGCACGACAGUGAUCGAAGGGGAACCAGAAUCAAAAUUGUUUAGAGAAGGCGAGACAAUAACUAAAGUGAUUCAUGGAGAGCCUAUUAUUGAAACAUACACCAAAAUAAUAGAUGGCCAUCCUGUCGAGGUGACUGAAAAAAAAGUGACAGAAGAGAGAAUUAUUCAAGGUCCUGAAAUUCAAUAUACCCAAAUUACUGCAGGUGGUAGAGGAGAUACAGAGGAAAAUUUGAAGAAAUUGCUUGAAGAAGAGGUUACCAAGGUGACCAAAUUCAUUGAAGGGGAUGGUCAUUUACUUGAAGAUGAAGAAAUCAAAAGACUCCUGCAGGGAGCUGGAACUGAGUACACCAAGGUUACUAAAGUAAUUGAGGGAGAGCCACAGAUUAUCGAGAGAGAAAUCAAGGAAGUCCAUCUGGAAGAUACAGCAGUGAGGAGACCAAAACCACCCAAAAAGGCACAAGGAACACCACGGAGAAGGACAAGGCUAGUUCAUCCUUAGAGAUUUCCAGUGAGAUAGAGUUCAUAGAACUAAAAAUGAAAAGACUGAUCUUUGAGAGGAAAAGAAGUUGUUUUAAAAUAAAAUCAAAAGGAAUGUGCCAUUUGCUAGUCGAGUAUAAACUGAACCAUGAGCCCACACAAAGGGUCUGAUUGUGUAAACAUUCACUACUGGGCUUAGUGCCCACUAGCGUGAGUAGUCUAUUAAAGUAAGUGAGACCUCUCUUGGUAGUAAGCAUUAUUUAAGUGAAAUGCUGGCUGCACGGAAGUCAAUAGCAAAACUCCCACUGACUUGAGUGGAGCCAAGAUUUCACCCUAUGCCUGGUAAUAAGUGUUUACAGGAUUGGGCUCAAACUGAGCAGGGAACAUUUCAGAAUGUAAAUUUUAUUAUUUCUUAUAAAUGAGAAAUAUACAUGAAAUUAGAUCAUUUCUAGAAAUAUAUAGUUUAGGUGACUUGAUGUUGGGUAAUCUAGGGAGAGCUCCAUAAACCUAGCACUUUUGGUUCAGUAACAUCAUGCAUUUUGAUGUCAACUUUUGUCAUGUUUUUAAUGUCAUUAUGACAUAACAACAUUACCUUUUUUAAAUUAACAAUUAUACCAUAUAUUAAAUGUAUCAUUUAGUUCUGCAUUACAUAUUGAAACAUUUCCUGGUAAUACGGCUAAAGGAUGUUCUAAAAAAAUAUCACAAAUGAGUUUACUAAAAUUUAUUUGGCGUACGAUAGUGCUGGCUACAUUUUCAUCUAUUAAUAAAAAUAAUUCCUAUUAUAGGACUCCUAUAGAAAACACAAAACUUAAGAUACUAAACGGAAAACAUUUUAAAUAAGAAUGAGCCCUUGAAUUGUUAAAUCAUAAGAGAUAAAUAAAAUGUUACCUCUGCAUGAAAACAAGGAUAACAAUAAUUGGGGCUUGAUAUGAAAGCUUUUAUAUCAAAACAUGCUUUGCUAAUGUCUGGUACUAAUGUGGAUUUGUUUGUAAAUUAUGUCAUUUUUAUAACUCUAGUUUUCUACUCAUAAAAUGUUUAAGUCAUUUGCCUUUUGCAAUAUUUUAAUGUCAAAUGUUGGAAUGCAACUAUUUGAGAGGAAAGAAAAAAUAUUUCUUCAAGGUGCCUUAAUUCUGCAGAACCAAGGUUGAAGAGGAGUCAUUAGAUGUGCUAUUAUUCUUCUGUUUUGAAACAAAUACUCAUUAAAAAAAAGUGGCUGAA
This is a messenger RNA of Chelonoidis abingdonii (Abingdon island giant tortoise), 3790 nucleotides long. NCBI's taxonomy places the organism in Eukaryota, Metazoa, Chordata, Testudines, Testudinidae. The record is from RefSeq and is a predicted model, not a curated record.